GAGUUGAGAUUAUGCCUGAAGGUUGGCUAAGGGAUUCAAGUCACCCACCACUGUAAAGAAAUUGAAGUUAACACAUAACCUUCAUAACAUUACUGUGAGGAAAUAUUUAUCUAAAUAUGUAUCUUUAAAACGAACACGACUGUAGUAUAAUAAGUAUAAUAUUUCUAAACAUAUUUUAAUUAAUGCAUAAAUGACAGAAAUGUUGUCACAAGCAUAGUUUAACGUUCACAUUUUUUUAAUGCAAAGCAUUGAUGAAAACGUAUUUAUGUUACACAACGUUAUAUAAGAUAUUAAACUAUUCUCGACGUACUUCCAAAGCAUUAAUUCAUACAAGAAGCAUGGAGAAUGAACAAUGUGCGAAGAAACUCAAACUUGAUGAAAUUCCCGUUAUAAGUGAAGGGAAAGCACAAAUAUUAGUUACAACUCAGAAUGUAUUCUACAAUCCAGUUCAAGAGUUCAACCGAGAUCUUAGUAUAGCUGUAUUAACAAUAUUUGCAAAAGACAGGUGGAAUGAAAUGUUACAAAAGGAUAAACUAAAAAAAGAGAGAAACAACGAAACUAAUAUAUUACACAAUAUAGAAGUAAAUAAGGAGAGUCAAAAGGGUAUUACUAUAUUAGAGGCUCUAUCUGCAACUGGUUUGCGAAGUAUACGGUAUGCUAAGGAAAUAGAGAAUGUCCAACAGAUUGUGGCCAAUGAUAUUUCUGCAAAGGCAGUAGAAAGUAUCAGACGAAAUAUUUUACAUAAUGAAGUUGAAAAUUUGGUAACUCCUUCUCACGAGGACGCCAUGUUAUUGAUGUAUCAACACAGACGAGAUCGCUUCGAUGCCGUCGAUUUGGAUCCGUAUGGUUGUCCUUCCAUAUACCUGGAUGGAGCAGUGCAGUGUGUAUCCGAUGGUGGUAUACUUUUGAUCACAGCUACUGAUGUGGCUGUAUUAGCUGGCAACGUUCCGGAAACUUGUUACUAUAAGUAUGGAGCAAUAUCCAUAAAAUCGAAAUCUUGCCACGAAAUAGCAUUGAGAAUAUUGCUGCAAUGCAUUGCUUCUUACGCAGGACGUUACGGACGAUAUAUAAUACCGUUAUUAUCUGUGAGCGUUGAUUUUUAUAUCAGAGUAUUUGUCAAAGUCUUUACGAGUCAUGAUAAGUGUAAGGAAAACUCUACUAAGAUAGGAAUGUUGUAUCAAUGUACAGGGUGCGAGAGUAUCAAGUUUCAAACGUUAGUAACAAAGAAACCUUCCAGUAAUUACAAAUUACCGUGUGCACCUUUAGUGGACCAAUUAUGUGAACAUUGCCGUCAUUAUCAGCAUAUGGGAGGCCCAAUAUGGUUAGGUCCUUUGCACGAUCAAGCGUUUAUAUCGCGACUAUUGUACAAUCUCAGUAGCAUGGAACUGGGCACGCUGAGAAGAAUGGAGGGUGUUUUGACUAUGAUACAUGAAGAACUGGAUAUUCCUUUAUAUUACAGUCUAGAUCGCUUAAUGUCCAUAGUUAAAUGCCACGUACCACCGAUGUUAUUGUUCAGAUCGGCAUUAUUAAAUGCAGGAUAUAAAGUGUCAUAUUCGCACGCAAGUAAAGUCUCGAUCAAGACAGACGCACCAAACAACGUGAUAUGGGACGUCGUACGCGCUUGGGAAAAAAAGCAUCCUGUAAAAAGGGAGAAGCUGGCAGCAAAUAGUCCGGCUGAGCGAAUACUCAAUGCAUCGUCUACAACAGACAUUUCACUCGAUAUACAUCCUCUCGCAAAUCCAAUUUCUCGGCAAAAACAUCUGUCUCGCUUUCAACAAAACCCUACUGUAAAUUGGGGGCCUGGUAUUCGUGCUAGAACUAGAGUAGAUUUUGAAAAUAAAAUGGAAGACUCGAGGAAGGUGGAAAAUCAAAACAAAAAUAGUAAAAAUAAAUCUACUACGGCAAAACAGCAAGUGGAAGUGAAUUUAAGUAACUGAUUAUUGUACAUAUACGAAUGGCAAUAAAUUAAACAAAUUUUCUAAGAUUUAUAUUCAAAUAUAUAGCACGCGAUAUAUUGUUAAGGGUAUCGGAGUGUAUUAGGUCACUCUUACUCUACAGGUCAAAUCAAGGAUCCACACCCGCCGACGGGUUGGUUUAACUUCUAGCCCCGGGGGAUUAAUUCUCUAAGGUUGGAUAGAGCGAAUUUGCCUUGCACACAAGGAAGGGGAGGGGGGGGGGGCACAGAAGAAUACGGUUAGUGAUGCCUCUCUAUAACGCAUAAAAAGGCAUGAGGUUUUUAGCCGGUAGAAGCCCUGCAUAACCCUGAGUUCCGCGGGUAUCCAUGAAGGAUAUUCCCCAACUUAAAAAAAAAAGAUAUCUGGAAAGUAUAUAAAAAGACGAACAAUUUGAUACUUAUAUCAUGAGAGCACCUAAUUUUUUCGCAGAGUUACACUUGAACGCCUAUACGGAUUACUAACUUCUAUUGCAAAAUUCUGCAAAAAGGAACGAGCACCUAGUUCAGUGAUUACAUAUUUAGAAAAUAUAUAACAAGACGAACAAUUUGACACCAAUAUUGAGCGUACACCUAAUGUUUCAAGUUGUCUUGUACAUCGAACAUAAUGAUACAAUCCUUGGUUAGUUUCUUCCCAAUAAACAGUUGUUUUGUUUUCA
This is a messenger RNA of Dinoponera quadriceps, 2610 nucleotides long. It is a transcript of the gene Trm1, whose product is annotated as probable tRNA (guanine(26)-N(2))-dimethyltransferase. Gene Ontology annotation, cellular component: nucleus. Gene Ontology annotation, biological process: tRNA N2-guanine methylation. The coding region runs from base 252 to 1937 and encodes 561 amino acids. Lineage: Eukaryota; Metazoa; Arthropoda; Insecta; Hymenoptera; Formicidae. Gene Ontology annotation, molecular function: RNA binding. The record is from RefSeq and is a predicted model, not a curated record. The transcript is spliced from 2 exons.